Messenger RNA from Papilio machaon (common yellow swallowtail), 887 nucleotides. Its product is annotated as putative beta-carotene-binding protein. The coding region runs from base 69 to 824 and encodes 251 amino acids. The record is from RefSeq and is a predicted model, not a curated record. Lineage: Eukaryota; Metazoa; Arthropoda; Insecta; Lepidoptera; Papilionidae. The transcript has 6 exons.
CAUAGUGCUUAUUUAGCCUUUGUCAAAGUCGGUUCAAUUUUAUCUUUCUGCAUAUAAUUUGUUUUAAAAUGCUGUCCGGUUGUAAAUUUAUAGUUUUUCUAUUUGUUAUGUUGACUUGUCAUGAGCUAUGUUAUUCGACAAUACCGGAGUACAUCCAAGUGUGCAAGCGCGAUCAGGAUACGGUAAACGAGUGCGUGCGCGACUCCAUUGAGAAGCUGCGACCAAAGCUGGUGGAGGGCAUUCCCGAGCUCAACGUGCCUAGUCUUGAUCCAUUCUAUAUUAAGGAGAUAACCCCACCAGUGGGAAGCAACAGCCGAGCAUUCCAGGCUGUGGGCAGGGACAUCAAGGUUUCUGGAGCUGGCAACUUUAGCAUAAAACUUGUCGAGGUUGAUCUAGAAAAUUUAACGUUCCGUACCCGUGUUCGAUUCCCACGGUUGCAUUUCGAAGGGAAAUACAAAGUGGACGUACAAUUUUUGCUGCUGCCCAUCCGCGGAGAAGGAACACUAGUCGCAGAUGCAAUUAAAUGCAACGUUGAUGCGGUUAUGAGAAUUAAAAUAGUGGAGAGAGAUGGCGUCGAAUACAUUGAGUUUACGGGCAUCGACACAGACAUUACUAUAAGGGACUACAAGAUCAAACUCGAGGGUCUUUUCAAUGGAGAUAAAGCUUUGGAAGAUGCAACAAAUAUGGCACUGAAUGAAAACAAAGCUGAACUUCUGAAAGCGGCUAAACCAUUCGCUGAGAAAGGCGUAUCAACUAUUAUCCUGGACGCAGCUAAUAAAAUAACAAAGAACAUACCUUAUGAUGAGUUGUUCCCUAAACCGUAACUUUAUUUGUAAUUGUUAUGUUUGUUUGUAAUAUAAAUUUUUUACCUCAUAUUUAUAUUUAUG